Molecule: messenger RNA, 714 nt
Organism: Bipolaris maydis ATCC 48331
Lineage: Eukaryota; Fungi; Ascomycota; Dothideomycetes; Pleosporales; Pleosporaceae
Source: RefSeq, a predicted model, not a curated record
GCAAUCUUCCAGUGACAAUAACAAUGGGUGGCCUAUUUCGGAUGCUUAAGAGGUCUUUUCCCAAACCCUUAAAGAAACGACGAACACUCCCACAAUCAACUACCAAGUCGCCUUGCCGAAAUGACGAGCAAAAGGUUGGCGUUAUUGGUAUCGACCCGGAAAAGCUGGUAAAAAAGCUGGAGCUGAAGUUUCCUUGCGGGUUCGAUGUACAUAUGAUGCAUAACACCUAUAUUAUCCAAAGCUGCGAGAAACUGACGCAGAUGGAUCUCGAUGAGUGUCGGUGAUAACAUAACCAGCACGGAGGUGGUGGUAGAGGGUCGGUUAUGUAUGCGUUCCUAUUGGUAGAAGACAAAGCUGUGAGCGCAGCAUGAUGCAGCCACUCGACAAUGGUUCAGGAUGGAACAAGCGAUUUGAAAUUGCAUAUGCAGCUGACGGAUGGUGUGGUGUGAAGGAAGGUCGGUGGCAGUCAGGGUGGCUAUCAAGGCAAGCGUUCACUAGUAUAGGCAGGUGGUUGGAGCUUGGGCCGUGCAUUGCUGGUUCUCACAAAACCAAACAUCAUCGAGCAACAGCGACUUUCGCAACCGAAACCCACCUCAGGAUAGUUCACAAAAGCUUUUUACUAUAUAUAAUCAAACAACUGUAAAAUGAUCGCUUACACUUGGAAAUACUCUCAGUUGUGUCAUUUGAGUGUUCUUCAUCGAAUAUACCACGGCU